AUGGCCGUCACCAACCACACCCAAGCCAUCGACCCUGGUGCCAUUCGCCGGCUGGAUGGACUCACUGAUACAGACACUGAGGAUAUUCUCGACGACAUCUACGCCCGCAUCCAUGUCGAUGUCGAUGGAUUCCUGGACAAGUACUUCCUGAGCCCCUCGUCAGCAUCAGCCCCUCCUCCCACCGCCAACGCAUUUCUGGAAUGGCUGGCCACACACCUCGCCGACGACGCCAAUGGCGGCAGGUGGAAGCUGUCUCUAGCCCCCAAGGCCACUGCCGCCAAUGCUGCCGGUGCAGAUCUUGUAUUGCUGCGCCCAACGGAACCCGACGCCGCCGCGCAGCCGCAAUGGGCUCGGGUGGGCGUCAUUGGCCAGUUCAGCCGGGACAGUGGCCCUGCAGAGUACGAGGAGGGAUUCCUGCGCUUCUGCAACCAGGCCCGCGACGUCUUCGCCCACCAGCCCACGCGGUUCUUCAUCCAUGGAUUCUACAUCUGCGGCCAGACGAUGGAACUGUGGGUCUUUGAUCGAUCUGGCAUGUACAGCAGCUCGGCUAUCGACAUCCAAUCUGAGUUUAACCAGUUCCUGUCCGUCAUCGACCAUUACGCCCUGCUGGACGACGAGGAGCUGGGCAUCGCCCAGGUCCUCCAAGCGGACAAGAUUGGUCAGUUUGUCGAGACCCAUGGAAGCCACGCGGAAGGACUGGAGAGGCUGUAUCUGGAGCACAAGCCGAUUGCCAGGUCGGAAAAUCUCUUCGGCCCCGGCACGACGGCAUAUCGGGCAAAGCUCCCCAAGUCGGAUCGAUGGAGUCACGUUGUCAAGUUCAAGUGGCGGACCAAGAACGAUGGCAAGGAGGAGGAUAUCCUGCAGGUGAUCAAGGAGAAGAAUGUCUGGGGUGUGACGUCAAUCGACUACUACGAAUACAUUACGCGGACGUCGUACCUGCGCGGAGGCCUGCAGUAUUCUUCGUACCGGAGAUUUGUUCCUGACCUGGGGAAGAAGGAGGAACUGCUCAAGACGUGGGACUCGUCCGAGCAGGAUAUUUACGACUACACCGAGGAGUCCGGGAAGCCUUUUGAGGAUCUCAUCCUCACUUGCGUCGUCACAUCCCCCGUCGCAAGGAGUUUACGCUCGUUCAGGAGUCGGACAGAGCUACUCGAAGCCCUACGAGAUGCCAUCAAAGCCCAUAGGUCGUUAUUAACGGAUGCUCGGAUCAUUCACCAGGACAUUUCCACGGGAAAUAUCCUCAUCACAGAUGCACCGAGAGAUGACGAACCGAGAGGGAUACUCAUCGAUCUCGAUGUAGCAGUACAGCUCGAUUCGGGACGAAGCAACGCGAGGGAGAUCACGGGCACGCCGCCGUUCAUGGCGAUUGACGUGUUGAAGGGUAGACGGCACUCAUACAGACACGAUUUGGAAUCAUUCUUCUACGUCUUUGUGUGGCUUCUAAUUUCAAAUGGAGAUGACGAUCCUCCCGAUUCCAGCAGGCUACAGAAAUGGGUUGGAGAGUCAUUUGACGACCUGGCGGAGCAGAAGCUGAAGGACAUGAGGGAGGAGGACUUUGCCGGCAUCAUCGCAGAGUUCCCACCCGAGUUUGAGUCACUAAGAGGGUCGGCUGAGGAGAUACGGCAGAUCCUGUUCACAUCUAGGGAUGGGUCCUCCUUGUGGACCGGCACGGAUAGUAGUUCUGAAGCGAUGCAGGACAUGUACAGGAGAAUCAUUGAUGUUUUUGAUAGAGCGAUUGCGUCCAAAUAG
Messenger RNA from Clonostachys solani, 1749 nucleotides. Lineage: Eukaryota; Fungi; Ascomycota; Sordariomycetes; Hypocreales; Bionectriaceae. The record is from the annotation of a GenBank genome assembly.